Messenger RNA from Tarenaya hassleriana, 2271 nucleotides. Its product is annotated as factor of DNA methylation 1. The transcript is spliced from 8 exons. Gene Ontology annotation, biological process: gene silencing by siRNA-directed DNA methylation. The coding region runs from base 117 to 2018 and encodes 633 amino acids. Lineage: Eukaryota; Viridiplantae; Streptophyta; Magnoliopsida; Brassicales; Cleomaceae. The record is from RefSeq and is a predicted model, not a curated record.
CCGACGAUCAGAAGUCAGAACAAUAAACCACCACAUCCUCUGAAAACCCUAGCUUCUUCGCCUUCUCCAGAAUUUCCCGUCAAGUUCCCUCUGAUUUCCAGGUCAGCUGAGCUAAGAUGGAUACCGAUUCUGAUGUCGAGUCAGAGAUUAGCGAGUCAGAGAUUGAUGAGUACUCUGAGAAGCCAUAUAAACUUCUACAGAGUGGGAAAUUCAAAGUUAAGGUGAAUGGAACUCUGCGAUGCCCGUUUUGUUCGGGCAAGAAAAAGCAAGAUUACAAGUACAAGGAGUUGUUUGCUCAUGCUUCUGGUGUUGCCAGAGGAUCUGCCAACAGAAGUGCAAAGCAAAAGGCUAAUCAUCUUGCUUUGGCAAACUACCUGGAGAAAGAUCUAGCUGGUGAUGCGGAACGUCUUCCAUGCCCUCCAGUUCCUCUGUCUAAGCAAUUAGAGCCAAAACCGGGUGAUAUUUACGUCUGGCCAUGGAUGGGGAUAGUUGUCAACCCAGUAAAUAGAUCAGAUGAUAAGGAGUCUUUGCUUGACUCAGGAUAUUGGUUGAAGAGGCUUUCUAAGUUCACGCCUCUUGGGGUGGAAUCCUUCUGGAAUGAACAGGAUUCUGAAGUUGAUGUUAUUGUGAAGUUCAAUAGAGACUGGAACGGGUUUGUAAAUGCCACAGAGUUUGAAAAGGAGUUUGAAACUGAGCGAUGCGGCAAAAAGGAUUUGGCCGUGAAGAGAGGGGAUUUUGGUUCCAAGGGCUAUGGGUGGGUUGCACGUGCAGAUGAUUACAAAUCUUCUGGGCCCAUAGGGGAAUACCUUUCAAAGGAGGGAAAGCUGAGCACAAUUUCUGAUAUCGUCGAGGAAGCACUGCAGGAUAGAAACAGUGUACUGGAAAGUCUAACAACUAAAAUUGCCUUGACAAAUGAGGAUCUCAACAAACUCCAGUACAAAUAUGAUGUGGAGGCAAUGUCACUAAGUCGGGUGCUCCAAGAGAAAGACAAUCUGCAUGGAAUUUUUUUGAUAGAAAGAAAGAAGAUGCAGAAGAUCUCACGUGACAAUAUCCAGAGAAUCCUCGCAGAAAAGGAGAGGUUGAGCGAUGAGCUGGAGGAGAAAAUGAGGAAGCUCAAGGGCUGGAGCAGAGAGCUGGAGAAAAAAGAAGCUCUAACUGAAAUUGAGAGGAAGAAACUCGAAGAAGACAAGAAGAAGAGCGAUAUAAUGAACUGCUCGCUUCAGUUAGCUUCCCAGGAGCAGAAGAGGGCUGACGAGAAUGUUUUGAGACUUGUAAAUGAACAUAAGAGGCAAAAAGAAGAGGCCCUGAAAAAAAUUCUUGAGCUUGAGAAGCAGCUAGACACCAAGCAGAAACUUGAGAUGGAGAUUCAAGAGCUGAAAGGGAAAUUACAAGUCAUGAAGCAUCUUGAGGAUCAAGAUGAUGAAGCAGUGAAACAGAAAAUGAAAGAAAUGAAUGAAGAAUUGGAGGAAAAAAAAUCUGAGCUAGAAGACAUGGAGCUCAUGAAUACACACCUCAUGACUAAAGAACGUCAAAGUAAUGACGAGAUACAAGUUGCGAGGAAAGCAUUGAUAGCGGGUUUGCCAGAAUUGUUGGGUAACGGUACAAAUAUCGGGGUAAAGAGAAUGGGAGAGAUUGACGACAAGCCCUUCCAAGUCGUGUGCAAACAGAGGUUCCCUCCUGAAGAAGCUGUGAUACAGGCUGCCACGCUUUGCUCACAAUGGCAGGAAAACCUCAAAGAUCCAGCAUGGCAUCCGUUUAAAAUCACCACUUAUGGGGGAAAAGCCACGGAGGUGGCAGAUGAAGAAGACGAGAAGCUCAAGAAGCUUAAAGAGGAAUGGGGAGAAGAGGUACAGAAUGCAGUUAAGACGGCACUUGAGGAGCUUAACGAGUAUAAUGGAAGCGGAAGGUAUGUUGUACCAGAGCUUUGGAAUUUCAAAGAAGGACGAAAAGCGACGUUAAAGGAAGUGAUUGCAUACAUCGCGAACAGCAUCAAAAAUCUUAAGAGGAAGAGAAAUUGAGGGGUUUGGAUGGAUAAAGAAGAAGAAAAGAGGACGGAUUUCUGUCCUAAGAUAUGCCUGAACUAGGCAUUGUGUUUACUCUUAGACUCUAUGUUUUGUAUAUUCUGAUCAGAUGUAGUGGGAGGGCAUUUGUAUCCUUCACUAACAUGAAUCUUACUCAUUAUCCUAUGUAUCUAAUUUAUGGAUGUUUUUGUCCAGUCUUUGCAGUUGUAUGAUAAUUAUCGUUGUUAUGCUUAGAAUAUAUUCAACUACA